AUGCGUUUCGGUCUCCAAUCAAUUGCUACCCUCGCUUUUGUGACUCUUAUGAGUCCUGUCUUAUCAAAGCCCGUUGACUCAGAGGUCGCCCAAAAUGCUCAAGUGGCUAGCAAAGAAAUUUCAGAGAAAUGGUUCACGAACCAUUUCGGUACCGGCAGUCUGUCCUACAAUUAUUAUGCCAAUUUGGGCGGUUGCUUUGCAAAUGGUCUACAAAUCGUCAACUUCAAUAAUGUGAAUUGUGUCUUCAGCGAUUAUAACACCUGCAUUCCUGUCACUGGUGGCUGCCCCGGAGUGGUGUACCCAAACGUGAAUGACUACUUGAAAUACCUCGUGAAUCCCUACCAAACUAUCAACGGUUGGAGAAUCUACCGCGGUCCUGGUUCUUUAGGUUUUUACCAAGGGUACAAUACUUUUGGUGUAUUCCCUUGGUCCAGCGUAGGAAGCUUCAGCAACUAUAUCACCACUGUUCGACAACCGUUUUGGUGA
Melampsora larici-populina 98AG31 is the source of this 486-nucleotide messenger RNA. RefSeq lists its product as uncharacterized. The record is from RefSeq and is a predicted model, not a curated record. The coding region runs from base 1 to 486 and encodes 161 amino acids. The transcript has 3 exons. Lineage: Eukaryota; Fungi; Basidiomycota; Pucciniomycetes; Pucciniales; Melampsoraceae.